GCUGUUCAGUGUUCUACUCUCAUGUAUAAAUACGCUAUCAGCAGAGCCGUCUUGGCCAGUCAGUCAAUCAGUCAGUCUGCACCUCGGCGUUCGUGAAGAACUCGCUCCAACAACUCCAAGAAGCAUCUGAUCCUGCAGUACCGAUCACUCGAUCAGAGCAAUGGCGAAGAGGGGGGCUUUAGAUCUUGCUUCGGGCUUGGGAGGAAAGCUCAGCAGGCAGCAAGUCAAUUCGGCUGCAGAACAGUAUGUGAACUAUCACGAACUACAUGGAGGUGAAGAAGAAUCAAGGAAGUCGAAUUAUGCUGAUUUGGUAAACAAGUACUACGAUCUUGCCACCAGCUUCUAUGAAUAUGGAUGGGGUGAUUCAUUCCAUUUUGCUGGCAGAUGGCAUGGGGAAACUAUUCGUGAAAGCAUUAAGCGUCAUCAGCAUUUUAUGGCCCUACAAUUGGGACUCAAGAAGGGGAUGAAGGUCUUGGAUGUGGGAUGUGGAAUUGGGGGACCCUUAGUUGAAAUUGCUAGAUUCAGCUCAACAUUGAUAACUGGGGUUAACAACAAUGAUUACCAGAUAUCAAGGGGCAAGGAGGUCAUUUUUUCGGCGGGCUUGAGUGAGAAAUGCAACUUCGUGAAGGGGGACUUCAUGAAUAUGCCAAUCCCUGAUAACACCUUUGAUGCAGCCUAUUCGUUACAGGCCACAUGUCAUGCACCUGAUGCACUAGGUGUCUACAAGGAGGUUUACCGUGUGCUGAAACCUGGCCAGUAUUUCGCGCUCGAUGAAUGGUGCUUGACUGAUCGAUUUGAUCCAAACAAUGCUAAGCAUAGAGCCAUCAAGGCUGAGAUUGAGCUCGGUGAUGGCCUGCCUGACAUCCGUACCACUUGCCAGUGUGUCCAAGCUAUGAAAGAUGCAGGAUUUGAGGUUAUCUUCACUAAGGAUCUUUCUGAGGAUUCUCCUUACCCAUGGUACCAGUCGAUAGAUCCCAGCCAUUUAUCAUGGACUAGCUUCCAAUGCACACGCGUCGGACACUUCAUCACUCGCACAAUUGUCAACACACUGGAGUUCCUCCGUAUUGCUCCGGCAGGCAGCACGAUAGUGUACAACUUCCUGCGGACUGCCGCCGAAGGCCUCCUAAAGGGUGGCCGGGAAGGGAUCUUUACGGCGAACUACUUCGUCCUGGGCCGCAAACCUCUCCAGGAGACAUAAAUAGCGAAUGGCAAUCUUUGAGCUGCACGCACCGUUGAAACCCCAGGCCUGAAGCUGCCUACAACGUCGUGGAUCGUAUGGUUUGUUCUUAGGACCCCAGGUCUGAAGUUGCAUAUGUGUUCUGUACUGAAGUGUUGUUAUAGUCUUGUGGUUUUCAUGGAAGAUGCUAGUUCGUGCACUGUACUGGAUUACUGAUCUCUGCCUGAACUGAAAUAAACGGUAUUUGUCGUGUCCUGUUACUCUUGGCCCAAAAAUUUUUGCUAGGAGCUGCAGAACUAAUA
Molecule: messenger RNA, 1479 nt
Organism: Phragmites australis (common reed)
Lineage: Eukaryota; Viridiplantae; Streptophyta; Magnoliopsida; Poales; Poaceae
Product: cycloartenol-C-24-methyltransferase 1-like
Exons: 13
Coding region: 161-1198 (345 amino acids)
Biological process (GO): sterol biosynthetic process
Cellular component (GO): endoplasmic reticulum
Molecular function (GO): sterol 24-C-methyltransferase activity
Source: RefSeq, a predicted model, not a curated record